AUUUUUUUCCGUCAUUUUUUUUCUUUCUUUCUUUUGUUUCCUUCUUCUUCUUUUUUACCUUAAUGUGUAGCCAAAGCACUGGCUUGCUUAUCUUGAACUGGAGCUCAAGUACUCGAAUUUCAAUGAAGUGGAAGCAUUAUUUACACGUUGUCUUAAAACCGUCUUAUCGGUCGAUCUCUGGAAAUUUUAUCUUGGUUAUAUUCGUCGUAUUAAUUUGGGUGAAAGCGGGUCUGCCGUCACCCCAGAAGCAAGAGCCAUCAUUGAAAAAGCAUACGAGUAUGUCUUGAGUAAUGUUGGUAUUGAUAAAGACGCAGGUCCUAUCUGGGCUGAUUAUAUUUACUUUUUGAAAUCCGCAGAGACUUCAAAUACAUGGGAAGAACAACGAAAGAUGGAUUCCAUGCGUCGUGCUUAUCAAAAAGCAGUAACAAUUCCCUUGAAUAACGUAGAACAUCUUUGGAAAGAGUAUGAUCAAUGGGAGAACAAUUUGAACCGUUUAACAGCAAAGAAAUUUUUGGGAGAAAAGUCGUCUGCUUAUAUGACAGCUCGUACAGCAUUACGAGAGAUGCGAUUAUUCACGGAUAAUAUCAAUACCAACAUGGUACCUUUACCUCCUCAUUGGACCCCUCAAGAAUUAAAUCAAUUAGAAUUAUGGAAGAAUUAUAUUCAAUGGGAAAAGGGAGAUCCUUUACAGCUGGAAGAUGAAGCUGCCGUACUAGAUCGCGUUGCUUAUACCUAUCAACAAGCUUUCCUUGUCUUGAGAUUCUAUCCAGAGAUCUGGUACAGUUUUGCAACCUAUUAUCAAGAAAUGAAUAAACCCGAAAAGGCCCUAAGCAUUUUAAAACAAGGCAUUGAAAUCAUGCCCACCAGUUUGUUAUUAAAUUUUGCAUAUGCUGAAUUAUGUGAGUCAAGGAGACAAUUGGAUGAUGCGCGACAAGCAUUCGAUUCGUUGAUUUUGAAUUUAGAUCAAGAUAUAGAGAAUUUAAAACAAACUGCACAACAGGAAAUCGCUAAAUUACAACAUGAAGCUGAGGAAGAAAGAGCUUCCAUGAAUUUGACGGAUGAUAUUGAUGGUGAAGUAAGAGAACAAUUACGUGGUCGUGAAAAGAACGUCAAAAAGAUUCAAGAAGAAAUAGAGUCCAAAUUAAAUGAUCAAGUGAAUGUCAUUGCUCGUGCUACUUCUUUGGUCUGGAUUUGUUACAUGCGUUUUGCUCGUCGCACUGACGGUAUCAAAAGUGCCCGUGCAUUAUUCUCUAGAGCUCGUAAAGCUACCAAUUGUACAUACCAUGUCUAUGUGUCUGACGCAUUAAUGGAAUAUCACAACUCCAAGGAUUCCAAUGUUGCAGGUAAAGUCUUUAGUCUUGGCCAAAAGACAUUUGCGGAUAAUCCUGAUUUUGUAUGUCAAUAUCUGGACUUUUUGAUCCAAAUGAACGAUGACAACAACACACGAGCCUUGUUCGAAAGAACCUUGGCUACCAUGCCAGCAGAGAAAGCAGGUCCUAUUUGGCUCAAGUUUUUAGAUUAUGAGAAUAAAUAUGGAGAUUUAGCGAGUGUUCAAAAUGUUGAGAAGAGACGUAUUGAGGCGAUGGCUAAUGCUACGGUUGCCAAUCCAAUGGAAUCUUUCCUUAUUAGACAGAGUUACUUAGACAUUCAUAAUAUUGAAGAACAAGAAUUAGGUAGUUUGGCUCGUCAACAAUUAUUAGCCGAUAAACAUGCUGCUGCUUUAGCCAAUGUCAGUGCCUUAUCCAAUCCCAAUCAUGAUUCCAAUCAACAACAACAACAACAACAACAGCAACAGCAACAACAACAGCACAUACAGCAGCAACAACAACAGCAUGCACAAUCUCAACAACAUAAUAAAGAUCACCAGAAAAGACCUCUUUUAGAACCCGUCCAUCCUGAAAGAUAUCCUAGACCUGAUUUAAAUCAAUGGCAAGCAUUUAAACCUACUGCCGAAUUAAAUCGUCGCACGACAACAACAAGUGUAACCGCUACUGUAGCCGCUAUUGUGCCUAAUUCACCCGUGGUACCUACACCUGUUCCCGUCAUUCCCAAGAUUGAGUCUAUUCUUGAACAACAACAACAACAACAGCAACAACAACAACAACAACAGCAGCAACAACAGCAAUUACAGCAGCAACAAUUACAGCAGCAACAACAGCAACAACAGCAACAACAGCAACAGCAACAGCAACAACAACAACAACAACAACAACAACAACAACAACAACAGCCUGUGAUUUUACCUCCAGUGAAUAAUAGCUGGAAUAAUAAUACAAAUGUAGUCAUUCCUCAACAACCUGCCCCACUUCCUGAUGCAGUUGCUUAUUUUGUUUCGAAUUUGCCUCCUGCACAAACAUUCAAUGGUCCCAUGAUCCAGCCUGGUGAAUUAGUUGAUUUAUUACGUAAUAUCAUCAUACCCUUACCUCCUCAAGGAUCUGUUCCUCCUCAACCUGUGCGCUCGAUAAACCAAUCGAAUAAUAAACCUCCCAUGCAAUCCGGUGGCCCAAUGAGAGGCUAUGGUGCAAGUCGUGGUGGAGGAGGUGGUGGAGGAGGAGGAGGUGGAGGAGGAGGAGGAGGAAAUAAUAGUGGACGUGGAGGUUUUAAAUCAAGAGGUAAUAUGCCAAUGCGUGGAGGUGGUAAAUCGAAUAUGAAGCGUCGUGCUAGGGAUGAUUACGAUGAUGACUAUAAUUCUCACAAAGGUAUGGGUCCCAAUAGACCACCAGAUUUUGAUCUGUUCAGACAAAGACAAGCAAAAAGACAUAGAGAUGAUCCUCCUUAUUAAAAAAAUAAAAAUAUAUUUCAAUAAACACUACAAAUGAUUAAUAAUCACUUUCUUUUUU
This is a messenger RNA of Mucor mucedo, 2840 nucleotides long. RefSeq lists its product as uncharacterized. Gene Ontology annotation, cellular component: nucleus. The transcript has 6 exons. Gene Ontology annotation, molecular function: mRNA binding; protein binding. Gene Ontology annotation, biological process: mRNA 3'-end processing. The record is from RefSeq and is a predicted model, not a curated record. Bases 389 to 2782 code for a protein of 797 amino acids. NCBI's taxonomy places the organism in Eukaryota, Fungi, Mucoromycota, Mucoromycetes, Mucorales, Mucoraceae.